Coregonus sp. 'balchen' is the source of this 13301-nucleotide messenger RNA. Lineage: Eukaryota; Metazoa; Chordata; Actinopteri; Salmoniformes; Salmonidae. The record is from the annotation of a GenBank genome assembly.
AUGACAGAUUCUCGCGUGGCCAUUAAGAAAAUCAGUCCAUUUGAGCACCAGACUUACUGUCAGCGCACCCUGAGGGAGAUCAAGAUCCUGCUGCGGUUCCGCCAUGAGAACAUCAUCGGCAUCAACGACAUCCUGAGGGCCCGCCGCAUCGAGUGCAUGAGGGACGUGUAUUCUUUUACCCAGAAAAGAAAGGGAAAGAAGGGAUACCUAGUCAGUUGUACAACUGAAUGCAUUCAACUGAAAUGUGUCUUCCACAUUUAACCCAACCCCUCUGAAUCAGAGACCGAGGCUAAUGGGGAAACUGUCUGUCUCUCUCUGUGUGUGUGAUCUCUGCACAUUACUAGUACAUUACUAAUGGUGGGGGAAGGCUAAAUAAAUACAGCAGAAUAGGCCUAAUUUAAAAUAAUAGUGAUAAAGGAACCAAAAUAUGCUGGGUAGUGCAUGCUCAGCGCUCAUGGCUGAACAGUACCCGGAUUGAAAUUGGAGUGGGAGAGAAGGUCAACGCUCUUUAUUUAUUUUUAUUUAUUUUUUAUUUAUUUUUUUACAUCAGCUCCACUCACCUGCAAAAUUACGCAAGCAUGGCUCCUCGCUCCACUCAGCUCACAUGCUCUGGUGUGGUAUUAAAAAAUAUGUACUGCUUGUCUCCAGUCAUGUAAAAUGAGGUAGAGUUGCAUGAAAUGGGUUUAUCAAAGGCUAGUUUUUCUCGGACCUGCAAAUACCAUGCUAGAUUUCUGCAAUGCUUUUAUUAUAAAGUAGAUAUUUUCACCCCCUACCCUUGUCCGCUGUGGUCUGCAAACCCAUAACCUUCUGGCCUGCAGCCCUGCGCACUAUCAAAAUUGCUACGCUGCUAUGUAAUGUUUACGAGACACAUACGUUUCUAAAACUGCAUAUCUAAGGCUCUGGUCUGUCCUAGGAGUGAGGGUAAACAUGUUCUCUGCUAUCCACCUUGUUUUAAUUAUUAUUUAGGGUAUAGGGGAGGGUCACUUUUUUACGUGUUCAGGGAGGAUCGGGUACAAAUAUAUUUUACUGAAGGGAGGGCCAUCCAUUUUCAUUUCAGAGAGGUCCGAUUUUCUCCAGGUAUCCCUCAUUUAUAAAUAACGUACAGUCCCUAAAUGUUUUGCAUGAGCUCAGUAUUUCCUUGAUGAAAACAAAGGGUAAGAAAAUUUAGUAAUUCCAUGCAGAAGCAUUGGAAAAUAAACAAAUUAAUUGGUCCUGCGCCAGAGCGGAAAUUACUGGAAGUGAAUAUUAGCUAUACACGGGGAACUAGGAGAUAUUACGAUGGGUGUGUAAAGACCUUUAUGCUUUCUGAAACUCCACCAAAAAUUCACACUUAACACAUGGAAUUGGUUACAGUCAGGUUCAAAUGGAUAUGUGGAUGUUGGCCUGUAGUGCCUGUAACUGUCAUAUGCCUCCUCAUCCACUGUUGGCCCCUUGAAUGGCGCCACCUGCUGGUUCCCAGCGGUAUAGUACUGAACCUCAUGGAGACAGACCUUUACAAGCUUAGAUCUAACAGAAUAACAUGGGUUAGGGUUGGGUCCCUCUCUGUUCGUUAGGCUCCUUAACCCCUUGAUUCCCAGCUACAUAGUGCAGGACCUGAUGGAGACAGACCUGUACAAGCUCCUGAAGACCCAGAUGUUGAGUAACGACCACACCUGCUACUUCCUGUACCAGAUCCUGAGAGGCCUGAAGUACAUCCACUCUGCCAACGUGCUGCACCGCGACCUCAAGCCCUCCAACCUGCUCAUCAACACCACCUGUGACCUCAAGGUAAUAAUAACCAGAAUACUACUACUAACCCUAACCCUAUAACUUCAAUACUACUGCUAACCCUAUAUCUGCAAUACUACUACUGCUAACCCCAACCCUAUAACUGCAAUACUACUACUACUUACCCUAACUGUGACCUCAAGGCAUGGUUAGCUACCCCCUAUCCAUUGAUCUAAGACCAGGGCCGAUAUUUAUAAAGCGUUUCAGAGUAAUAGUGCUGUUCUAGGGUCAGUUUUGCCUUGUCAAUUAAUGGACAGGAGGCACUUCUUCUCUGAGACCCUUAUGAAUACGCCCCUGGUUACCCUAGCUAUCACCCAAUCAUAACCCUAACCAUUUGGGAGUGGGGAUAUCUAACCUUGGACCGGUGGUUAGGGUCCAUCUUGUGAAGAAAAUGAUCUACUCUAUACUGUAUAGAUUGAUCUUAACCAGAAGAGGGCGUAGUGGGGAUUUGCUGGCAUGAACAGGGGUGUAUUUAUUCCGCCGAAUCUGUUGCAAAACGUUUCUUAAGUGGAAGUAAACAAAACGAGGAGGGACUUAACUGAAUUUGUCCAAUACAAACUCUCGUUUCAAGCAAACUCUCGUACUCCUGAGUGGCGCAGUGGUCUAAGGCACUGCAUCGCAGUGCUAACUGUGCCACUAGAGAUCCUGGUUCGAAUCCAGGCUCUGUCGCAGCCGGCCGCGACCGGGAGACUCAUGGGCGGCGCACAAUUGGCCCAGCGUCGUCCAGGGUAGGGGAGGGAAUGGCCGGCAGGGAUGUAGCUCAGUUGAUAGAGCAUGGCGUUUGCAACGCCAGGUUUGUGGGUUCGAUUCCCACGGGGGGCCAGUAUAAAAAAAAAUAUAUAUAUAUUCACUAACUGUAAGUCGCUCUGGAUAAGAGCGUCUGCUAAAUGACUUAAAUGUAAUGUAAAUGUAAGCAAGUGUUUGGACUAAUGAUUACACCCCAGGUCAUUGUGUGUACAUGUCUGCAUGCUUCUUUUAACGACCCUCCUCUGUCAGAUCUGUGACUUUGGGCUGGCACGGAUAGCUGACCCAGAGCAUGACCACACAGGCUUCCUGACAGAGUACGUGGCUACGCGCUGGUACAGGGCCCCCGAGAUCAUGCUCAACUCCAAGGUGUGUGUGUGCAUUGAUUCCAUGUCUGUAGACCAUGUUUUCUCUGUCAGGGCUACUCCUAGUCCUUUGAUAGUGUGUAUGUGAAUUAAUGUGUUUGUUCUAACUGUGUGAGUUGUUCAGGGCUACUCCAAGUCCAUUGAUAUCUGGUCAGUGGGCUGCAUCCUGGCUGAGAUGCUGUCCAACAGGCCCAUCUUCCCUGGGAAGCACUACCUGGACCAGCUCAACCACAUACUGGGUGAGAGAGAGACACACAGGAUGCGACCCAAAUGGCAGCCUAAUCCCUAUCUAGUGCACUUCUUUUAACCAGAGAUUUAUGGGCCCUGGUCAAAAGUAGUGCACUAUAUAGGGAAUAGGGUGCGACACUCGCUUAAACUUUUGCAUGACUUGCUGUGUGCUCUUUUCCGAAAUAUCCUUGACUUUGGCUUCUGUCUGUGAGAAGGGGUGGACAUGGCUGAACUUACCUGAACUUGCCUUAUACACUGAACAAAAAUAUAAACGCAACAAUUUCAAUGCUUAUACAGGUGAUAUAAGGAAAUCUGUCAAUUGAAAUUAAUUAAAUAGGCACUAAUCUAUGGAUUUCACUACUGGGAAUACAGAUAUGCAUCUGUUGAUACCUUUUUUUUUAAUGUAUAGGAGUGGAUCAGAAAACCAGUCAGUAUCUGUGUAACCACCAUUUGCCUCAUGCAGCGCGACAUCUCCUUUGCAUAAAGUUGAUCAGGCUGUUGAUUGUGGCCUGUGGAAUGUUGUCCCACUCUUCAAUGGCUGUGCGAAGUUGCUGUAUAUUGGCGGGAACUGGAACAUGCUGUGAGCAUCCCAAACAUACUCAAUGGGUGACAUGUCUGGUGAGUAUGCAGGCCAUGGAAGAACUGGGACAUUUUCAGCUUCCAGGAAUUGUGUACAGAUCCUUGCGACAUGGGGUUGUGCAUUAUCAUGCUGAAACAUGAGGUCAUGGCGGCGGAUGAAUAGCACGACAAUGGCCUCAGGAUCUCGUCACGGUAUGUCUAUGCAUUGAAAUUGCCAUCGAUAAAAUGCAAUUGUGUUUGUUGUCUGUAGCUUAUGCCUGCCCAUACCAUAACCCCACCACCACCAUGGGGCACUCUGUUGACAUCCGCAAACCGCUCGCCCAUACGACGCCAUACUGUCUGCCAUCUGCCCGGUACAGUUGAAACCGGGAUUCAACCGUGAAGAGCACACUUCUCCAGCAUGCCAGUGGCCAUUGAAGGUGAGCAUUUGCCCACUGAACUCGGUUACGACACCGAACUGCAGUCAGGUCAAGACCCUGGUGAGGACGCAGAUGAGCUUCCCUGAGACGGUUUCUGACAGUUUGUGCUGAAAUUCUUCGGUUGUACAAACCCACAGUUUCAUCAGCUGUCUGGGUGGCUGGUCCCAGACCAUGCCGCAGGUGAAGAAGACGGAUAGAGAAAUGAACAGUAAUUUCUCUGGCAACAGCUCUGGUGGACAUUCCUGCAGUCAGCAUGCCAAUUGCACGCUCCUUCAACUUGAGACAUCUGUGGCAUUGUGUUGUGUGACAAAAUGGCACAUUUUAGAGUGGCCUUUUUAUUGUCCCCAGUACAAGGUGCACCUAUGUAAUGAUCAUGCUGUUUAAUCAGCUUCUUGAUAUGCCCCACCUGUCAGGUGGAUGGAUUAUCUUGGCAAAAGAGAAAUGCUCACUUACAGGGAUGUAAACACAUUUGUGCACAAAUGGGAUCUCAUGAAACAUGGGACCAACACUUUACAUGGUGUUUAUAAUUUUGUUCAGUAUUAAUGCAUUUCCUAUUUCCAUUUUCAAAGUGUUUCAAGUGUUUGCUACAUUGUGUCCUACUGAACAGGACCCAGGUGUAAAGUGUUUGAUUGGUUGUGCAGGCAUCCUAGGCUCUCCCACUCCGGACGACCUGAACUGCAUCAUCAACAUGAAGGCUAGGAACUACCUGCAGUCUCUGCCUGAGAAACCCAAGAUCCCCUGGAACAAGCUGUUCCCCAAGGCAGACAGCAAGGGUAGAACACACACAUUAUUGCAUUACAUUAUAGUAAUUUAUCUUACCCAGAGCGACUUACAGUUAGUGCAUUCAUCUUAGGGUCAUUAGGUAAGACCGUCAUAGUAAGUAAAACUGUUCCUCAAUAAAGCAGCUAUCAGCAAAGUCAGUGCAAUGUUUAGUGCAAGAAAGGGAAGUACAACAGGAUUUUUAGUUUUUUUCACACAUGUACACAUUCUCACAUGCUAACACACAAAAUGCAUACAGUGAGGGAAAAAAGUAUUUCAUCCCCUGCUGAUUUUGUACGUUUGCCCACUGACAAAGACAUGAUCAGUCUAUACAUUUAAUGGUAGGUCUAUUUGAACAGUGAGAGACAGAAUAACAACAAAAAAAAUCCAGAAAAACGCAUGUCAAAAAUGUUAUAAAUUGAUUUGCAUUUUAAUAAGGGAAAUAAGUAUUUGACCCCUCUGCAAAACAUGACUUAGUACUUGGUGGCAAAACCCUUGUUGGCAAUCACAGAGGUCAGACCUUUCUUGUAGUUGGCCACCAGGUUUUCACACAUCUCAGGAGGGAUUUUGUUCCACUCCUCUUUGCAGAUCUUCUUCAAGUCAUUAAGGUUUCGAGGCUGACGUUUGGCAACUCGAACCUUCAGCUCCCUCCACAGAUUUUCUAUGCGAUUAAGGUCUGGAGACUGGCUAGGCCACUCCAGGACCUUAAUGUGCUUCUUCUUGAGCCACUCCUUUGUUGCCUUGGCCGUGUGUUUUGGGUCAUUGUCGUGCUGGAAUACCCAUCCACGACCCAUUUUCAAUGCCCUGGCAGAGGGAAGGAGGUUCUCACCCAAGAUUUGACGGUACAUGGCCCCGUCCAUCGUCCCUUUGAUGCAGUGAAGUUGUCCUGUCCCCUUAGCAGAAAAACACCCCCAAAGCAUAAUGUUUCCAUCUCCAUGUUUGACGGUGGGGAUGGUGUUCUUGGGGUCAUAGGCAGCAUUCCUCCUCCUCCAAACAUGGCGAGUUGAGUUGAUGCCAAAGAGCUCGAUUUUGGUCUCAUCUGACCACAACACUUUCACCCAGUUCUCCUCUGAAUCAUUCAGAUGUUCAUUGGCAAACUUCAGACGGCCCUGUAUAUGUGCUUUCUUGAGCAGGGGGACCUUGCGGGCGCUGCAGGAUUUCAGUCCUUCACGGCGUAGUGUGUUACCAAUUGUUUUCUUGGUGACUAUGGUCCCAGCUGCCUUGAGAUCAUUGACAAGAUCCUCCCGUGUAGUUCUGGGCUGAUUCCUUCCAUUCUCAUGAUCAUUGCAACUCCACGAGGUGAGAUCUUGCAUGGAGCCCCAGGCCGAGGGAGAUUGACAGUUCUUUUGUGUUUCUUCCAUUUGCAAAUAAUCACACCAACUGUUGUCACCUUCUCACCAAGCUGCUUGGCGAUGGUCUUGUAGCCCAUUCCAGCCUUGUGUAGGUCUACAAUCUUGUCCCUGACAUCCUUGGAGAGCUCUUUGGUCUUGGCCAUGGUGGAGAGUUUGGAAUCUGAUUGGUUGAUUACUUCUGUGGACAGGUGUCUUUUAUACAGGUAACAAGCUGAUAUUAGGAGCACUCCCUUUAAGAGUGUGCUCCUAAUCUCAGCUUGUUACCUGUAUAAAAGACACCUGGGAGCCAGAAAUCUUUCUAAUUGAGAGGGGGUCAAAUACUUAUUUCCCUCAUUAAAAUGCAAAUCAAUUUAUAACAUUUUUGACAUGCGUUUUUCUGGAUUUUGUUGUUGUUAUUCUGUCUCUCACUGUUCAAAUAAACCUACCAUUAAAAUUAUAGACUGAUCAUUUCUUUGUCAGUGGGCAAACGUACAAAAUCAGCAGGGGAUCAAAUACUUUUUCCCCUCAUUCACAGUUUUCACAUACAUUUGCAAGCAUUACAUGCAUACUCACACUUUCCCUUUUCCUAGCUUCACUAGCAGCCCAUUCUCCUACUCAGGUGUGAGUUGAUGGGAAUACCGGCUUUUGGUACACCGAGUAGACUUCAACCUAGUUAAAAUGGUGACAUUAGGUGUCUAUCCUUCCCUUUCAUGUGGGAUUUAUGGAUAAUCUAUUGAUUUUUGGAAAUAACUAUCCCUUUAAAGGUCAUGAACAGUAAAAAUCAUGUUUUUCAUGAAAUUUGAUGCUAUUUGGAUGAAACAAGAUAGAAGUAUGAUGACCAAAGUAUGAAAAUGACUUGCUUCUACAUUUUAUAAAGUUUGAUCAUAAAGUUAGUGGUCCCCUCCCCCAUGUCAAACACUUGGAUUCAGGGGGUGGGAUUAUUAAGGGGAUAGGGUGACAUCACCCUAACUCAUUUUAAUACACCAAUGGUAACAUGAUAUUCUCUUACCUAAUUUAAGUAAGUAUGGCCUUGUAACCAACAUCGUCGAAGGCAUGUUUGCAGAGCGGCAUGGUUUAUAUAGCUAGAUAGUUACUCUGCUGGUGCCAAAAUGUGACUGUAGGGUGUCAGCAAAUAUAUAAUUAAAAUGGUACACUAUUAAUCUAUGGCAAAGAUACUUGUAUGUCUCCCCUUUCAUCUGUGUCUGGUGUUAGCUAGUUACUGGCUAGCUAGGUCUUCAGCCAGCAUGGAACAGAAGGGAGGAAGGGUCGUUCAAAACACUGACGCAGUUGUCAAGUCAACACAUCCGUCAGUGUUGCUGUGAACCGCAUCCCAAGAGACAUGCCAAACAUUGAUGCAAUUUCGAUGUUCUUUGAGUUGCUUUGUGAAUCACUAACUUAGCUUGAGAUGAUUUUACUGCAACACUGCAUCCAAGUUGCUUGACAUAGGCGUUUCAAAGAGCUGUCCAUCAAGGUGAGCUCAUGAAUAUAAGCUCCCCACCCACUCAUCCUGUCUUUUCAAACUUCUUGGUAGAUGGCCAUGAGAGGGGGAACAUUCAUUUUUCUCAAAUGUUGAACAUUUUAUAUCCAAAACAAAUAUUAUGGGUGAUAUUUUAGUAACUCAAAAGGCUAUUUUACAUGGGAAUCAGAAUGACUGUUCGGGACCUUUUAACAACACUCUCCCAUCUCUCCCUCCAGCCCUGGAUCUGCUGGGCCGCAUGUUGACCUUUAACCCUAUCAAGCGCAUCACGGUAGAGGAAGCCCUGGCUCAUCCCUAUCUGGAGCAGUACUACGACCCCACUGACGAGGUAUGACAGCAGCAGCCCGUCCUCACAUACGGUAUUCCCCUCACAUGCUGUAGUGCCCUGUCUAUAAACAAUCUAAAGCCCUUUUCACGUAUGAAAUUUGGUUCCCUGGUUCGGUUUCCUGAAGCGUUUGAGAAUUCUACAAAAUAUGUUUUGCUUUCACAACACCUAAAAAUAGACCACAUUUUACAUGACAUUAGAAAGCGAGCUUGUUUUCAACAGGCAUAGAGUUCCACGCCGCAAUACCUGAUACUUUGGUCCUGGAUUGUUGGUCCCACUACUCCCGCAGGUCCAGGAUUUGUUUCAGCCAUGGUUAGUUUCCGUUUUACACAUGCUUUAUAGCACGGAUCAGUAGGGAUGCGCAUCUUUCCCUUUCAAGACGUUUCGAUGCGUAUCUAGAUACAUGGGCUCUGAUACGAUACAAGAACGAUACGUUUUAGUUUGAAGCGAUUCGGUUUGAUUAGAGAACAAAUCGAUGCGAUACGAUUCGAUGCACUAACAUUUGUUGCAUAAACACAUUUUCCAUUCUAAAUUAAAAUAUGCUGCUGCUGGAUCUCAUGAGCUGUGUGUGUAUGUGUGGGAGCAAGCCCCGUUCAGCAGGUAUAGCCAGAUGAGUCGUCUCCAGUAGCUUACUUUUUUCCCAGUAAAACUCAAUUUUCAACAGCGUAUAGAUGGUAAUACCCUAGCAAAUUACAUAAACUCUGCAAAAAAAUAAACGUCCUCUCACUGUCAACUGCGUUUAUUUUCAGCAAACUUAACAUGUGUAAAUAUGUGUAUGAACAUAGCAAGAUUCAAUAAGUGAGACAUAAACUGAACAAGUUCCACAGACAUGUGACUAACAGAAAUGGAAUAAUGUGUCCCUGAACAAAGGGGGUGUCAAAAUCAAAAGUAACAGUCAGUAUCUGGUGUGGCCACCAGCUGCAUUAAGUACUGCAGUGCAUCCUCAUGGACUGCACCAUAUUUGCCCAUUCUUGCUGUGAGUUGUUACCCCACUCUUCCACCAAAGCACCUGCAAGUUCCCGGACAUUUCUGGGGGGAAUGGCCCUAGCCCUCACCCUCCGAUCUAACAGGUCCCAGACGUGCUCAAUGGGAUUGAGAUCUGGGCUCUUCGCUGGCCAUGGCAGACCACGGACAUUCCUGUCUUGCAGGAAAUCACGCACAGAACGAGCAGUAUGGCUGAUAGCAUUGUCAUGCUGGAGGGUCAUGUCAGGAUGAGCCUGCAGGAACGGUACCACAUGAGGGAGGAGGAUGUCUUCCCUGUAACGCACAGCGUUGAGAUUGCCUGCAAUGACAACAACCUCAGUCCGAUGAUGCUGUGACACACCGCCCCAGACCAUGACGGACCCUCCACCUCCAAAUCGAUCCCGCUCCAGAGUACAGGCCUCGGUGUAACGCUCAUUCCUUCAACGAUAAACGCGAAUCCGACCAUCACCCCUGGUGAGACAAAACCGCGACUCGUCAGUGAAGAGCACUUUUUGCCAGUCCUGUCUGGUCCAGCGAUGGUGGGUUUGUGCCCAUAGGCGACGUUGUUGCCGGUGAGGACCUGCCUUACAACAGGCCUACAAGCCCUCAGUUCAGCCUCUCUCAGCCUACUGUGGACAGUCUGAGCACUGAUGGAGGGAUUGUGCAUUCCUGGUGUAACUCAGGCAGUUGUUGUUGCCAUCCUGUACCUGUACCGCAGGUGUGAUGUUCGGAUGUACCGAUCCUGUGCAGGUGUUGUUACACGUGGUCUGCCACUGCGAGGACGAUCAGCUGUCCGUCCUGUCUCCCUGUAGCGCUGUCUUAGGCGUCUCACAGUACAGAUAUUGUAAUUUAUUGCCCUGGCCACAUCUGCAGUCCUCAUGCCUCCUUGCAGCAUGCCUAAGGCACGUUCACGCAGAUGAGCAGAGACCCUGGGCAUCUUUCUUUUGGUGUUUUUCAGAGUCAGUAGAAAGGCCUCUUUAGUGUUCUAAGUUUUCAUAACUGUGACCUUAAUUGCCUACCGUCUGUAAGCUGUUAGUGUCUUAACGACCGUUCCACAGGCGCUGUUGCGCCUUCUUCACCACACUGUUUGAGGUGUUGGCAGCUGCAUAGGCUAUUCUCGUUGAGCAGUGGCAACCUACUCUCUCUGUCCAUUGCCGUUGUAAUCUACUGGGAAGCCAACAUUUUCCCAAACUGGAGAUUUUAAACGAUGAUGGAGAAUCCUCCUGGUUUAUCGACCCCACCACUCGCCAUUGUACAGAACAAGGUCCCGGCUGUGCAUCACAAAAGGACAGUUUGAAAUGCGCCAAUUAAGAUUUUAAUUUUGAUUACAAUGUUCGCAUAGGCUCUAGUUUCAACGGAAUAGCCUGAAAUGUAUUUUUCAGCUCAGAUGUACUCGAGGCAUUCAACACAGCGUAUGCAUAGCCUAUAGGCCUAGUGUUUUUAUAUAUUUUCUUUAAUGUAUUUAUUCGGGUUCACAGUGCGGACCGAACCGAGGUCCCUGUACAGAGUGGUUCGGUACGAAUACGUGUACCGUUACACCCCUAGCUACUGAUAUUCCCUAGGGUUGUUCGGCAUGCAAAAUUACUUGUAGAUUAAUGACUGUCACAGUUACAUGCUUAGUUCGCCACUGAAGGAGAGGACGCAUCAAAUAUGAGAUUUUCGGAAGGUAGAAAGAAAGUAAUAUGAGCAACAACAAAAACUGUGAAUCAGCAAUUCGUAACGUUUGAAUCAAUUUUCUGACCGAUGCAUUUGCAUUUGGUUCGGUUUGGGGUCCGUGGACCAAUGCAGUUGUAUCUUAAACAUUUGAAUCAGGGACUGAUGUGAAUCGUUACAUCCCUAUGGAUCAGGGUACCAAACGCUCCAGGAUCAUAUGUGAAAGCGCCCUAAAGUGUUUAUGAUUUUGUGUACUGUUUUGAGUGUACUGUAGCCUAUUUCUUGUAUACUGUUAUUACACUUAAUAAAAUAUACUGAACAAAAAUAUAAACGCAACAUGCAACAAUUUCAAUGACUUCACUGAGUUACAGUUCAUAUAAGGAAAUCAACCAAUUGAAAUAAAUUAAUUAGGCCCUAAUCUAUGGAUUUCACAUGACUGGGCAGGGGCGCAGCUAUGGAUGGGCCUGGGAGGGCAAAGGCCCACCCACUGAGGAACCAGGCCCAGCCAAUCAGAAUUCAUUUUUCCCCACAAAAGGGCUUUAUUACAGACAGAAAUACUCCUCAGUUUCAUCAGCUGUCCGGGUGGCUGUUCUCAGACGAUCCUGCAGGUGAAGAAGCCGGAUGUGGAGCUCCUGAGCUGGCGUGGUUACACGUGGUCUGCAGUUGAGGCCGGUUGGAUGUACUGCCAAAUUCUCUAAAACGACGGAGGUGGCUUAUGGUAGAGAAAUGAACAUUCAAUUCCCUGGCAACAGCUCUGGCGGACAUUCCUGCAAUCAGCAUGCGAAUUGCACGCUCCCUCAACUUGAGAGAUCUGUGUCAUUGUGUUGUGACAAAACUGCACAUUUUAGUGGCCUUUUAUUGUCCCCAGCACAAGGUGCACCUGUGUAAUGAUCAUGCUGUUUAAUCAGCUUCUUGAUAUGCCACACCUGUCGGAUGGAUGGAUUAUCUCGGCAAAGGAGAAAUGCUCACUAACAGGAAUGUAAAGACAUUUGUGAAAAUUGAGAGAGAUACGGUUUUGGGAUAUUUUAUUUCAGCUCAUGAAACAUGGGACCAACACUUUACAUGUUGCUUUUAUAUUUUUGUUCAGUGUAUAAACGCAACAUGCAACAAUUUCAAAGAUUUUACUGAGUUACAGUUCAUAUAAGGAAAUCAGUCAGUUGAAAUGAAUUAAAUAAGCUCUAAUCUAUGGAUUUCACAUGACUGGGAAUACAGAUAUGCAUCUGUUGAUACCUUUAAAAAAAUAAAUUGAAAAAAAUUGGGGGUGGAUCAGAAAACCAGUCAGUAUCUGGUGUGACCACCAUUUGCCUCAUGCAGCGUGACACAUCUCCUUUGCAUAAAGUUGAUGAUGUUGUUGAUUGUGGCCUGUGGAAUGUUGUCCCACUCUUCAGUGGCUGUGCGAUGUUGCUGGAUAUUGGCGUGAACUGGAACACGCUGUGAGCAUCCCAAACAUGCUCAAUGGGUGACAUUGUCUGGUGAGUAUGCAGGCCGUGGAAGAACUGGGACAUUUUCAGCUUCCAGGAAUUGUGUACAGAUCCUUGCGACAUGGGGUUGUGCAUUAUCAUGCUGAAACAUGAGGUGAUGGCAGUGGAUGAAUGGCACGACAAUGGGCCUCAGGAUCUCGUCAUGGUGUCUCUGUGCAUUCAAAUUGCCAUCGAUAAAAUGCAAUUGUGUUCGUUGCCCGUAGCUUUUGCCUGCCUGCCCAUACCAUAACCCCACCGCCAACAUGGGACUCUCAGUUCACAACGUUGACAUCAACAAACCGCUCGCACAUACGACGCCAUGUCUGCCAUCUGCCCGGUACAGUUGAAACCGGGAUUAAUCCGUGAAGAGCACACUUCUCCAGCGUGCCAGUGGCCAUCAAAGGUGAGCAUUUGCCCACUGAAGUCUGUUACGACUCCGAACUGCAGUCAGUUCAAGACCCUGGUGAGGACAACGAGCACGCAGAUUAGCUUCCCUGAGACUGUUUCUGACAAUUUGUGCAGAAAUUCUUCCCUUGUGCAAACCCACAGUUCCAUCAGUUGUCCGGGUGUCUGGUUUCAGAUGAUCCCGCAGGUGAAGAAGCCGGCUGCGGAGGUCCUGGGCUGGCAUGGUUACACGUGGUCUGCGGUUGUGAGAGCGGUUGGACGUACUGCCAAAUGCUCUAAAAUGACGUUGUAGGCAGCUUAUGGUAGAGAAAUGAACAUUCAAUUCUCUGGCAACAGCUCUGGUGGACAUUCCUGCAUUCAGCAUGCCAAUUGCACGCUCCCUCAACUUGAGACAUCUGUGGCAUUGUGUUGUGUGACAACUGCACAUUUUAGUGGCCUUUUAUUGUCCCCAGCACAAGGUGCACCUGUGUAAUGAUCAUGCUGUUUAAUCAGCUUCUUGAUAUGCCACACCUGUCGGAUGGAUGGAUGGAUGGAUGGAUUAUCUUGGCAUAGGAGAAAUGCUCAGUAACAGGAAUGUAAACAAAUUUGUGAAAAUUGAGAGAUACGGUUUUGGGAUCUUUUUUUUUUUUCAGCUCAUGAAACAUGGCACCAACUUUACAUGUUGCGUUUAUAUUUUUGUUCAGUGUAGUAUUUUCAUUGUGUAUAGCCCGUAGCAGAGGAGCCGUUCACCUUCACCAUGGAGCUGGAUGACCUGCCUAAGGAGAAGCUGAAGGAGCUCAUCUUUGAGGAGACAGCCCGCUUCCAGGCCACCUACCAGGGCUCCUGA